AUGGCAGACACUACAUCAAAGAAGCGGAAGCUUCCCCCGGAGUUUUAUCAGAACAUUCUCGAGGAGAUGCCAGAUGUGGAAAUGGAUGACAGUUCAAAGCGUGCUUUGGCAAGUAAAUUUUCCCAAUUUCCUGCUCACCAACUGGGCGAUUCCGAGCUCCGAGAUGUGGUUAGCAUUCUUCCAGAAGCUAUCAAAGAUGUUACGACACGAGAGAUUGUGGCCCUGCAUGUGAAACACCACAUUCGCCAAGAGCUGCAGGGCGCGCCCGUUGAGAGUGCCGAACUCGACCCACUUUGCCUGUGGCUGAAAGAAGCUGCGGACAUGAAGCCGAAAGAGUGGAAGAUUGAUGAGGUGAAGAUCUUCAAGCAGGACAUUCUGGGCCUCCAGAACAUGAAUCACAGCAUGGUGAUUCGCGAAUGUUAUACACUCAUGCAGGGACAAAUAGUAGCUUGGUUGAAUGGCCUUUUCAACCCAGCGUUGAAAGACGGAGCAAAACGUCCGACCAUUGGAGGCUUACUGAUUGUCACCGGCACGCCCGGAAUUGGAAAGUCGAUUUUCCUAGCAUACAUGGCGGUAAUCUUGAUUGCGGAGGGCUACGACAUUGUCAUUCAACGUGGCAAUGAGUGGUGGUCUCACAUUGGUGGCAAGGCGCGGGCUCAUGGCGAAGUCAAGCCCGGUGCAUUGCUAGGACAGGAGACAACCCUGCUGCUGUUCGACACACUUGCUGGCGGGAAGGUCGAGCUCGACGCUCGGCCGAGGGGAUGCAGCAUCGUCUUCACUUCGCCGCAUGGUGGAAGCUACAAAGUGGCAUUCAAGCAGGAAACCUGCAGGCCUACAGUCUUGUAUAUGCCUACUUGGUCCAAACCUGAGGUGUUGCAGCACAAAGCUGCUCUUUUCCAGCAUGUUCUUGACAAGGAGGCGGAGGAGACAGCAAAGAUUGUUGAAGAGGCAUACGACCUGCUCGGCGGAAGUGUGCGAUGGUUGAUGCAAGUGUUGAAAGAGGGUGGCACCCUUUCUGAAGCAGCGCAUCGAUUGCUAGCAGAGUGCCUCGAAAAUUGCAAUUACGAGGAUUUGCUGAAAGCUGUCUCGCGACAGCCUCGUAACAUACAAGGAGAAGGCAAGCAAAGCCAUCUGAGCCUUCUGUUGCAGAUCACGUCUGCAAAGCCGUAUAACAAAGCGCAGGUGAUGCUUGUUGAGUCAGAUGUUGCCCAUCUGGCAAUUCGCAAGGCCCUUGAAAAGCGAGGUAGGGAAGGUCGUCAGCAGUUCAUCAACGUGUCCUUGGAAUACAAGGAGCUUGGCAGUUUCGUCGGCAACCUGUUCCAAGAUACCGUGCUCGAGGGUUUGACAGCAAAGACGGACCCGCGGACACUGCAAUUCAGAUCUGUGACGUCGGGGGGGGAAUCUGGCACUGUGAAGGUGCCGCCCGCCAAGCAAAUCAUCGAGCGGAUAGAAAGGCUGAGCAAAGGCUACAAACCCAAAGAGUUUGAGACCAACAUGCUGUAUGUUUUGGAGAGCAAGUCUUUUCCGGCCGCCGAUUUUUUCUUUGUGCAGAAGCAAGAUGAUGGUUUCGUGCUUUGGCUCCUGCAAACAACAAAGGGCAAGAAGCAUGAGUUCAAGCUUGGGUCAAUGCAUGAGAAGUUCAAGAGAUACUUCGCUGCGUCGGACUUGAAGAGGGUCUGCGCAAUCAACUGGGUCAUUGUUGCACCAAAUGAAGCCAUCGCAAAGGAGUAUGGCGCAGAGAAGAAACCUGAUGGGCAGUGGAAGGAGGAGAAGGUCAUCUCCCCGAAACAAUACGUUUCAUGGGGCAACUGGAGCGACUGA
Symbiodinium sp. CCMP2592 is the source of this 1821-nucleotide messenger RNA. NCBI's taxonomy places the organism in Eukaryota, Dinophyceae, Suessiales, Symbiodiniaceae. The record is from the annotation of a GenBank genome assembly.